Messenger RNA from Hirundo rustica (Barn swallow), 16281 nucleotides. It is a transcript of the gene SACS, whose product is annotated as sacsin molecular chaperone. Gene Ontology annotation, molecular function: Hsp70 protein binding. The transcript is spliced from 11 exons. The coding region runs from base 704 to 14473 and encodes 4589 amino acids. NCBI's taxonomy places the organism in Eukaryota, Metazoa, Chordata, Aves, Passeriformes, Hirundinidae. The record is from RefSeq and is a predicted model, not a curated record.
CAUCACUCCGCAGCCUGCUGAUUUUGCAAAAGAGGGGGCAAAGGAUCGUUUUGCAGUCCAGAUGCUGUCAAACACAAGCAAUCGAUGGAAGGAAUGGCACAAUGAACAGAUGAGGAUGUGGAAGCAGCUUAUGAAGAAAUAGUUAAAUGCCGAGCUUUGUUCCGGCCGAUGCUGUAAUAACUCCUCAGCUGAUGUUAAGAAGUAUCAUCUAGCAGGUGUGAUGGAGAAGACAUGUUAGACUUUGGGCCUCACUAAUACUCUUCCAACUGUGCCUGCUUCCAGAAAAAAAGGAAGACAAAGCAGAAACAGCAGUUACAGAAUCCCACUCCUUUUCUAGGAGAUAAAUAUAAAUCAACUGCACAAGAAUAUAGCCUGAAUUCAGGCUAUAUUAACAUAACUGAACAAGACCUCCUUGCUUUCUGAGAUCUCUCUUGUUACAUCUGUUCUUCAUUAUAAGAGAAUGAACUUCUGUGAACAAUUAAGCAAGUGACUUUAAAAGAAAACUGGAGAAGUAGCAGAUGGUGAUGCGCAGAGACAUCUUGGGUAUAAAAGGGAUGGAGUGAAUAAUGAGUUGACUUUCAUAUGCUUGGGCUUUCUGGUGUCCACUGAAGAGACGAUAAGCAAAAAGGAUUAAAAAAUAACUUUCUAAUUUGUAAAUCCAAUAUCUGCUUCAUGUUCCUGUCAAGAAGAUAUCAGACAGACAAUGGAGAUCAAGGAUAAGAACAGGCUGGCCCGGGUGACCGUCCUCCAUGACUGCCUGGGCUGCAGGACCUUCGAGGUGCCGCCGUCCGCGGCCGUGCGGGACGUGAAGAGGCGGAUCGACGCGGAGGCCGGGCUGCCCCCCGCCCAGCAGCGCCUGUGGCACCGCGGCAGAGAGUUGUCUGAUGAUAUCAAGAUUGUGGAUCUUCAGAAGUCUCAAAAUCAAAUUUUCCUAGAGCUUCAGUCAAAAGGGUUGAAAGGAGGAGGUCGUUUUGGACAAACAACUCCACCACUUGUUGAUUUUCUAAAGGAUAUAUUAAGAAGAUACCCAGAGGGAGGACAGAUUCUUAAGGAACUGAUACAGAACGCAGAAGAUGCUGGUGCCACAGAGGUUAGGUUUCUAUAUGAUGAAACUCAGUAUGGAACAGAAACGUUAUGGUCAAAGGACAUGGCACAAUAUCAGGGGCCAGCAUUUUAUGCAUACAAUGAUGCAAUUUUCACCCCGGAGGACUGGCAUGGUAUACAGGAAAUAGCAAGAAGCAGGAAGAAAGAUGAUCCCCUUAAAGUUGGAAGAUUUGGCAUUGGCUUUAAUUCAGUUUAUCAUAUAACAGAUGUCCCUAGCAUCUUCAGUGGUGACCAGAUUGGAAUGCUUGAUCCCCAUCAAACCCUCUUCGGACCUCAUGAGUCAGGCCAGUGUUGGAAUCUAAAAGAAGAUAGCAAGGAAAUAAAUGAACUUACGGACCAGUUUGCACCUUUCAUUGGUGUAUUUGGCAGCACAAAGGAAACCUUUAAGAAUGGAAACUUUCCUGGUACCUUUUUUCGUUUCCCACUUCGUCUGCAGCCUUCCCAGCUAAGCAGCAAUGUUUAUGACAAACAGAAGGUUUUGGAGCUGUUUGAAUCCUUCAGAGCAGAUGCAGACACAGUAUUGCUUUUCCUGAAGAGUGUUCAGGAUGUUUCAUUGCACGUUCGGGAAGCUGAUGGAACGGAGAGGCUGGUUUUCAGAGUAACUGCCAGUGAGAACAAGGCCUUGAAACAUGAAAGACCCAAUUCUAUCAAAAUCCUGGGAACUGCAAUAAAUCAGUAUUGUAAGGGAGUUCCAAGCAAUAGCAUAACAUGUGUGACAUACCAUGUAAAUAUAGUUGUUGAAGAUGAGAGUGUUAAGGACGCACAGAAAACAUCUUGGUUAGUGUGUAAUUGUGUGGGUGGACGAGGAAUGUGUACAGAACUGGAUUGCUUAGCUGAUGAGUUGAAAUUUGUUCCCACUAUUGGAAUUGCCAUGUCUUUAGCAACUAACGAGGAGGAAAAUGGAGCUGUAGCUGACUUUUCAGGAAGAGCAUUUUGUUUUCUGCCUUUGCCUCCAGGCGAAGAAAGCAAAACUGGACUUCCAGUUCAUGUUAGUGGUUUCUUUGGUCUCACGGACAAUAGGAGGAGUAUCAAAUGGCGAGAGUUGGAUCAGUGGAGAGAUCCAGCAGCUUUGUGGAAUGAUCUUCUUGUGGUAAAUAUAGUGCCUAAGGCAUAUACUACCCUUAUUUUGGAAGCUAUCAAGCGAAUGGAGACUGAGAAGAAUUCAGAUUUUCCAUUGUCACCUGAAAGAAUUUAUAGGUUAUGGCCUGAUGAGAACAAAAUCAGGGUACCCUGGAAACCAAUUGUAGUACCUCUCUUUAAAGACCUGCUCCAGCAUACAGUUAUUUACUCAGUGAGUAAUCAGUGGAUAAACGUGGAACAGGUGCACUUUUCUGAAAUGGAUGAGAGAUUGGAGUACACACAGUCUGUUCUCAACUACCUCCAGAAUUCAGGGAAGCAGAUUGCCAAGGUACCAGCAAAUAUUGCUAGUGCAGUGCAUCUUACUACUUCUGCUGCUAAAGCUGUGAAAAAAGUGACUCCUGCUGUAGUACGGCAAGUGCUAAGGAAAUCUGGACACAGUGGAUCUGCUGAAGAAAAACUUCAUCUUUUAGAAUUUGUGCUUUCUGAUGGAGUCUACAGUGAACUUAUUGGAUUGGAGCUUUUGCCUUUACAGAAUGGGAAUUUUAUUCCUUUUUCCUCAUCUGUGUCAGAACAGGAUGUAGUUUACAUAACCUCAGAAGAAUAUCCCAGAUCACUCUUUCCUGGCCUGGAGGGAAGGUUACUCUCUGAUGACCUGAAACCUGAGGUCCUUGCUGCUUUGAAAGAAGCUGCCAAAAGCCGAGCCCAACAGCUUCUCUGGGGAUUUUCAGGGAGGCCAUGCACUCAGCUGCAGCUCCUGAACCCAGAAAGGUUUGCCCGGCUCAUUAAAGAAGUCAUGAACAGCGUGUGGCCUGGGAGAGACGUGGUUGUACAGUGGUAUCCAGGCUUGGAAGAAAAAAAGCACCCGUCAGUUUCCUGGCUGAAGAUGGUCUGGAAGAAUCUAUACAUACAUUUUUCUGAUGACUUGAGUGUGUUUGAUGAAAUGCCGCUUAUCCCCAAGACUCUGCUGGAGGAAAAUCAAACAUUGGUGGAACUGGUUAGAUUUAGGAAUCCAUCACCCAUCAUUCUGGAAGACGAAUCUGAGACUCAGCUCCCAGAAUAUUUAGCUGAUAUUAUUCAGAAAAUUGGAGGAGUUGUACUUAAGAAAUUGGAUAUUUCUGUCCAACAUCCACUUAUAAAAAAAUAUGUGCAUCCUCCAUUGCCAAGUGCUGUUUUACAAAUAAUGGAAAAAAUGUCCUUACAGAAACUAUGCAAUCAGGUUGCGUCAUUCCCGCCGACACAUAAAGAUGCUCUUAGGGCAUUCUUAGCUAGUUUAACAGAUGCAAAUGAAAAAGAGAAGAGAAUUAUUCAGGAAUUGCUAAUAUUUAAAAAAAUUGAAAAAUCAUCUGAUGAAAGUGUCCCUGUUUUUACCGGGCUAAAAGGUAGUAAGGUGUUACACCACACUGCCAAAAUUCCUCCUGGUCUAAGGUUUUCUGUUCCAAUAAUUGACAGCAGUGAUGAAGCAACUAUUCGCUUAGCUAAUUUGCUGAAAAUAGAACAGCUAAAGAGCACAGACUGCUUGAAGUUUGUUAUAGAAGAUAUAAGAAGUGAUUUCUAUUCAUAUGAUGAAAUAGCACAGAUAAUGCAAUGGGUUCUUGAAAAUCUGACUUUUCUGAAAAAUGAGAAUACAGAUGUGAUAGAUUGGCUGACACCACUAAAGUUUAUUCUGAUCUCACCAGAAAAGAUAAUGUCAGCAAACGAACUCUUUGAUCCUGAGGUAGAACUUCUGCAACAUUUGUUUUAUGCUGAGGAGGAAAGUUGCUUCCCCCCUGUUAUUUUUACAUCCUCAGAUAUUCUUCAUUCUCUCAGACAAAUAGGCUUAAAAAAUGAAGCCAAUCUUGAGGAAAAUGAUAUCUUGAGAGUGGCAAAAAAAAUUGAAAGUUUGCAUGCUGACUCUAACACCAAUCAUGAUUUGCUGUUAAGAAAAGCUAGAACUCUCUUGACAAUUUUGAACAAAAACCAUUUGCUGCUUCAAUCACCUGAGACAAAAGCUGCAAUGAAAAAGAUAAAAUGGAUUCCUGCAAGUAAGGAAAGGCCUCCAAAUUAUCCAGGGUCCUUAAUUUGGAAAGGAGAUCACUGUAAUCUGUGUUCACCACCAGAAAUGUGUGAUAUAUCACACGCAAUUUUAGUUGGUUCCUCAGUUCCUCUUGUGGAAAAUGUACUGUUGGAUAUAGAAAAAGCACUUGGCAUCCUGACCAAGCCCAGCAUAAAAGCAGUCUUGAAACAUUUCAAGGUGGUAGUUGAUUGGCAUAGUUCUAAAACCUUCAGUGAUGAGGACUACUAUCAAUUUCAGCAUAUCUUGCUUGAGAUUUAUGGAUUUAUGCAUGAUCAUCUAGAAGAAGGCAAAGAAGCUUUUAAAGCCCUGAAAUUUCCCUGGGUUUGGACAGGUAAAACAUUUUGUUCCCUGACACAAGCAGUUAUAAAAUCAGUUCCUGAUCUUGAUCUCCAACCUUAUCUACAUUAUGUUCCAAAAACUAUGGCGAAGUUUCACCAGUUGUUUAAAUGUUGUGGUUCAAUUGAGGAGUUAACACCAGACCAUGUUUCUAUGGUCAUUCAGAAAAUAUAUCUGAAGAGUGAGCACUCUCUCUCGGAACAAGAGAGUAAGCAAAGCCUCCACAUUAUGUUAAGCAUCAUAAGAUGGCUGUACAGCAAUCAGAUCCCCGCAAGUUUGCAUACACCCAUGCCACUGUACAGUGGCAAACUUCCUUAUAAACUUGCAAUGAAGCCAAUUCAUGAGUGCUGUUACUGUGACAUCAAAGUUGAUGACUUAAAUGAUUUGCUUGAGGAUUCUGUUGAACCCAUAAUUUUGGUGCAUGAAGACAUACCAAUGAAAACCGCUGAGUGGUUAAAUGUCCCAUGCCUUAGCACAAGACUGAUUAAUCCAGAAAAUAUGGGGUUUGAGCAAUCUGGGCAAAGAGAGCCUCUGACUGUGAGAAUUAAAAACAUAUUGGAAGAAUACCCUUCCAUUUCAGAUAUCUUUAAGGAGCUUCUUCAAAAUGCUGAUGAUGCUAAUGCAACGGAAUGUAAUUUCCUGAUUGACAUGAGAAGAAAUAUGGAUAUAAGAGAGAACCUUCUGGAUCCAGGAAUGGCAGCAUGUCAUGGGCCAGCUUUAUGGUCAUUCAAUAAUUCUGAGUUUUCUGACUCUGAUUUCCUAAAUAUAACUCGAUUAGGAGAGUCUCUAAAAAGGAGUGAAGUUGACAAAGUAGGAAAAUUUGGACUGGGAUUCAAUUCUGUUUAUCAUAUCACUGAUGUUCCUAUUAUUUUGAGCCGGGAGUUCAUGAUUAUGUUUGAUCCUAAUGUCAACCAUAUAAGCAAGCAUAUCAGAGAUAAAUCCAACCCUGGCAUCAAAAUCAACUGGAGUAAACAACAGAAGAGGCUGCGAAAAUUUCCAAAUCAGUUUAAGCCAUUUAUAGGAGUUUUUGGUUGCCAGCUGCCACUGACAGUAGAGUCUCCCUAUAGCUACAAAGGAACACUUUUCAGGCUGUCCUUUAGGACUCAGCAGGAAGCUAAAGUGAGUGAAGUGAGCAGUGCAUCUUACAAUACAGCAGACAUUUACUCUCUUGUGGAUGAAUUUAGCAUUUGUGGUCACAGACUGAUAAUAUUUGCUCAGAGUGUAAAUUCAAUGGUUUUGAAAUACUUGAAAAUUGAAGCAGAUGAUCCCGGCGUGGCACAAGAUGUUGUCACUAUCAGAAAAAAUCUGUGUUCUUCCAAAGCCUUGACUGCACCAAAUGUAAGUGUUUUAAAGGAAGCAGCUAAACUCAUGAAGGUGUGCAGCAGCAGUACUAAAAAGCUUCCCACUGAAACACCAAAGUCAUCAUGUAUCCUGCAGAUAGUAGUAGAAGAAUUUCACCAUGUGUUUAGGCGGAUUGCUGAUUUACAGUCUCCACUUUUCAGAGGUACUGAAGAUGAUCCAGCUGCUUUCUUUGAAAUGGCUAAGUCAGGACAGACGAAAAGAUCAGGUGAUGAAUUGCCACAGAAAACAGUAGAUUCAACAACGUGGCUUAUAUGUUCUUGCAUGGACGUUGGAGAUGCUUUGAAAUUUUCUUUGCAUGAAAGUGGACGAAGACUAGGCCUAGUUCCCUGUGGUGGUGUAGGAGCGUUGCUGUCUGAAACCCAGGAUCAAAAAUGGAUUGUGAAACCUAAUUGCAACAACAUAGGUGAAGUAUUCUGCUAUUUACCUCUGCGAAUAAAAACAGGCUUACCUCUCCACAUAAAUGGCUGCUUUGCGGUUACUUCAAAUCGGAAAGAGAUCUGGAAAACAGACACAAAAGGAAGGUGGAAUACAGUAUUCAUGAGGCACGUUAUUGUAAAAGCCUACAUAGAAGCCCUUUGUGUUUUACGUGACAUGGCAAUCAAUGGUGAGCUAGUUGACUACAGUUACUGUGCAGUGUGGCCAGAUCCUGAUUCAGUUCAUGAUGAUUUUUCUGUUAUUUGUCAAGGGUUUUAUGAGGACAUAGCUCAUGUGAAAGGCAAAGAAGGGAUCAAAGUGUUUUCUGAUGGUUCGUCUUGGGUUUCCAUGAAGAAUGUAAGGUUUUUAGAUGACUCCAUACUGAAACGGCCAGAUGUUGGGCCGUCAGCCUUCAAGAUCUUUCAGAAGUACCUUAGAAAAACUGGUUCCAAAAAUCUGUGUGCUGUAGACCUUCCAUCCUGGGUAAAGACAGGAUUUGAAGAAGCGGGAUGCAAAUAUAUAUUACUGGAGAACACUUUCUCUGAGAAACAGUUCUUUUCUGAGGUAUUUUUCCCUAAUAUUCAGGAGAUUGAUCCAGACCUACGUGAUCCUUUGAUGCGUUAUGUUCUCAAUGAAAAAGUUGAGGAGUUCUCAGGAAUUCUUCGUGCUACUCCAUGUAUUCCCUGUUCAUUGGAUGGGCAUUCAUUAGUUACACCAUCAAGACUGAUCCAUCCUGAAGGAAGAGUUGCAAAGUUGUAUGAUGCUGAGGAUGGAAGAUUUCCUUAUGGUACCACUCAGGAUUAUCUUAACCCUGUUAUUUUGGUUAAACUUGUGCAGUUGGGAAUGGCUAAAGAUGAUAUUUUAUGGGAAGAUCUGAUAGAACGUGCGGAGUCAGUAGCUGAAAUUAACAAGACUGAUCAUGCUGCAGCUUGUCUCAGGAGCAGCAUUAUAUUGAGUCUUAUUGAUGAAAAAUUAAAAUCUAGAGAUCCUAAAGCUAAAGAAUUUGCUGCAAAAUGUCAAAACAUUCCUUUCCUUCCUUUCCUUAGCAAACCAGCAGGCUUCUCACUGCACUGGAAAGGCAGUGAUUUUCAGCCUGAAGCGAUGUUUUCAGCAAAUGAUCUUUUCACUGCUGAUCAUCAAGAUAUAGUUUGCCUCAUACAACCAAUUCUUAAUGAAAAUUCCCACUCUUUUAAAGGUUGUGGUACUAUGUCAUUAGCUGUCAAAGAAUUUUUGGGUUUAAUUAAGAAACCAGCUGUUAAUUUAGUCAUAAAUCAGUUAGAAGAAGUUGCAAAGUCGUUUGAUGGAAUCACAUUGUAUCAAGAAAAUAUCACCAAUGCUUGUUACAAAUAUCUACAUGAAGCAAUGUUGGAGAGUGAAUCAACAAAAGCCAUGAUAAUUGAACAGCUAACAAACUGUAGUUUUAUUUUGGUUGAGAAUGUGUACGCUGAUCCAUCAAAAGUGUCUUUUCAUUUGAAUUUUGAAGCAGCACCCUAUCUCUAUCAGUUGCCUAACAAAUAUAAAAAUAGUUUCCGUGAGCUGUUUGAAAGUGUGGGUGUAAGACAGGCUUUCACAGUUGAAGACUUUGCUGUAGUUUUGGAAUUAAUAAAUCAGGAGAGAGGGACCAAACAACUAACAGAAGACAACUUUCAGCUCUGCAGGCGAAUAAUUAGCGAAGGAAUAUGGGGCCUCAUUAGAGAGAAAAAGCAGGAAUUUUGUGAGAAAAAGUAUGGUGAGAUUUUACUGCCAGAUACUCAUCUUGCACUUCUGCCUGCAAAAUCUUUGUGUUACAAUGACUGUCCAUGGAUUAAAGUGAAAGACACUACGGUUAAAUAUUGUCAUGGCGAUAUUCCAAGAGAAGUUGCAGUAAAGCUUGGAGCAAUACCAAAACGCCAUAAAGCUUUAGAAAGAUAUGCAUCAAAUAUCUGUUUUACUACCCUUGGAACAGAAUUUGGCCAGAAAGAAAAAUUGACUAGUAGAAUUAAAAGCAUUCUGAAUGCUUACCCUUCAGAAAAAGAAAUGCUGAAAGAGCUCCUUCAGAAUGCAGAUGAUGCAAAAGCUACAGAGAUCUGUUUUGUGUUUGAUCCUAGACAGCAUCCAGCUGAUAGAAUAUUUGAUGAGAAAUGGGCACCACUUCAAGGACCAGCACUGUGUGUUUACAACAAUCAGCCUUUUACAGAAGAUGAUAUUCGGGGAAUCCAGAACCUUGGGAAAGGUACAAAAGUAGGAAAUCCCUGUAAAACUGGACAAUAUGGUAUAGGUUUCAAUUCUGUUUACCACAUUACGGAUUGCCCUUCUUUCCUGUCUGGCAAUGAUAUACUUUGCAUUUUUGAUCCUCAUGCAAGAUAUGCACCAGGUUCAACAUCGACAAGUCCUGGCCGCAUGUUUAGAGAUUUAGAUGCAGAUUUCAGAACACAGUUCUCAGAUGUACUGGAUCUCUACUUAGGAAAUCACUUUAAACUGGACAAUUGUACAAUGUUUAGGUUUCCUCUUCGAAAUGGAGAAAUGGCAAAAGUAUCAGAAAUUUCGUCAGUUGCAUGCUCAGAUAGAAUGGUCCAAAAUCUUUUGGAUAAGCUGCGUACAGAUGGAGCAGAACUUCUAAUGUUUUUGAACCAUAUGGAAAAAAUUUCUAUUUGUGAGAUAGAAAAAACAACAGGAGCACUGAAUGUCCUGUAUUCUGUACAAGGCAAAAUCACUGAUGGAGACAGACUGAAAAGAAAGCAGUUCCAUGCAUCUGUGAUCGACAGCGUAACUAAAAAGAAGCAGCUAAGUGAAAUACCUGUACAGCAGAUUACUUAUACAAUGGAUACGGAAGACUCUGAAGGAAAUCUCACCACCUGGCUAAUUUGUAACAGGUCAGGCUUUUCUGACAUGGAAAAGGUAUCCAAAAGUGUGGUUUCAGCCCACAAGAAUGAGGACAUUACUCUUUUCCCUCGUGGUGGAGUAGCGGCUUGCAUUACUCAUAAUUACAAAAAACCCCACAGGGCAUUCUGUUUCUUACCCUUAUCAUUAGAAACUGGAUUACCUUUCCAUGUGAAUGGACACUUUGCUCUGGACUCUGCAAGAAGAAAUCUGUGGCGUGAUGAUAAUGGCGUUGGUGUAAGAAGUGACUGGAAUAGUAGUCUAAUGACAGCACUGAUAGCACCAGCCUAUGUUGAACUGCUGAUUCAGCUGAAGAAGAGGUAUUUUCCAGGCACUGAUCCUACAGUAUCAGUGCUGCAAAACACACCUAUUCAUGCUGUGAAAGACACUUUAAAAAAGUUUUUAUCCUUUUUCCCAGUUAAUAGACUUGAUAUUCAACCAGACUGGUAUUGCUUAGUGAAAGCAGUUUACAGUUGCAUUUAUGAAGAUUUGAAACGUCUUUUACCUGUUAUGAGAGCUCCAAAUGUUGAUGGUUCUGAUUUGCAUUCUGCUGUUAUCAUCACAUGGGUUAACAUGUCUACUGUGAACAAAGGCAGACCAUUCUUUGACAAUUUGCUACAAGAUGAAUUGCAGCACCUCAAAAAUACAGAAUACAACAUCACAACAAGGAAGACAGUGGCUGAAAAUGUUUACAGACUAAAACAUUUACUCUUAGAAAUUGGAUUUAAUUUGGUAUAUAACUGUGAUGAGACUGCAAAUCUCUACCACUGUUUGGUAGAUGCAGAUAUUCCUGUCACCUAUGUGACGCCUGCUGAUGUCCGAUUGUUUUUGAUGACAUUUUCUUUUCCAGACUCUAAUUGCCACAUUGGAAAGUUACCCUGUCGUCUUCAGCAGACAAAUUUGAAACUGUUCCAUAGCCUCAAACUCCUGGUUGAUUACUGUUUCAAAGAUGCAGAAGAAAAUGAAAUUCAAAUUGAGGGUUUGCCGCUCCUCAUUACUCUUGACAAUGUUUUGCAAGUUUUUGAUUCAAAGCGACCAAAGUUCUUGACAACCUACCAUGAAUUGAUUCCGUCUCGCAAGGAUCUCUUUAUGAACACAUUGUACUUGAGAUACAACAAUAUUCUGCUCAGCAGUGAAGUAGCUAAAGUUUUUGAUAUCAGAAGUUUUUCUGAAUUGUUGUCAUCUGUGCUGCCUAGAGAAUAUAAAACUAGAAAUUGUAUGAAAUGGAAGGAAAAUUUUGCAAGUGAAUCGUGGCUUAAAAGUGCUUGGCAUUUUAUCAGUGAGUCUCUAAAUAUUAAGGAAGAGCAAGAAGAUACACAAGCAAAAUUUGAUGGUGUCAUUGAAACUUUGAAGGACUGGACUUUGCUCCCAGGUGUAAAGUUUACUGUCUCAGCCAAUCAUCUGGUUGUGCCAGAGUGUGAUGUUUUGCUGCCACUCAGCAUCAUGCAUAUAGCUGUCUUUCCAAAUGCUCAGAGUGAUAAAGUCUUCCAUGCUUUAAUGAAAACAGGCUGUAUUCAGCUAGCAUUGAACAAAAUCUGCUCCAAAGACAGUGCUUUAGUGCCUUUGUUGUCGGGACGUACAGCAAACAUAGAUAAUCCUUCCAGCAUUCUGAAAGCCAUACAAUAUAUGGUACAGACAUCAACUUUUAAGACUGAAAAGUUAGCAGAAAGUGACUUUGAGGCUCUCCUAAUGUACUUCAAUUGCAACUUAUGUCAUUUGACAUCUCAGGAAGACAUUAAGAUUUUAAAGUCUCUUCCAUGCUACAAAUCAAUCAGUGGCCGAUACAUCAGCAUUGCAAAAUAUGGGACAUGUUAUGUCCUCACGAAAAGCAUCCCAUCAGUAGAAGUAGACAGAUGGACACAGUCGACUUCAUCAGCUUUUCUUGAAGAGAAGGUUCAUUUGAAAGAUUUGUAUACUCUGCUUGGCUGUGUCUCUGUGGAUGAUCUUGAAGUGUACUUGAAACAUCUUUUGCCAAAAAUUGAAAGUCUGUCUUACGAUGCAAAAUUAGAACAUUUGAUCUACUUAAAGAAUAGGCUAACUAGCAUUGAAGAAAGUUCAGAAAUGAAAGAACAGCUGUUUGAAAAGCUUGAAAGCAUUUUGAUCAUUCAUGAUGCGAGCAAUAGGUUAAAACCCGCAAAGUACUUUUAUGACAGGACUGUAAAAGUCUUUGAAGUUAUGCUGCCUGAAAAAUUCUUUAUACCUCAAGAUUUUUUUAAGAAGCUAGAGCAACUUACAAAACCAAAAAAUCAAGCUGCAUUCCUUCCAUCAUGGGUAACUUUUCUGCGACAUAUCGGAUUGAAAUUCAUCAUUUCACAGCAGCAGUUACUGCAGUUUGCCAAGGAAAUCAGCAUGCGAGCAAAUACUGAAAACUGGUCGAAAGAAACACUACAGAAUACUGUCGAUGUUCUCCUCCAUCAUAUAUUUCAAGAAAGAACUGAUCUUUUUUCAGGAAAUUUCCUGAAAGAAUUGUCUUUAAUUCCUUUUCUGUGCCCUGAACGAGCUCCAGCUGAAUUUGUGAGAUUUCAUCCUCAGUAUCAAGAAGUUAAUGGAACUCUUCCUCUUAUACGAUUCAGUGGGGCACAGGUGAACCCUAAGUUCAAGCAGACCGAUGUGUUGCAGUUGCUGUGGACGUCAUGUCCUAUUCUUCCUGAGAAAGCAACACCUUUAAGCAUCAAAGAGCAAGAGGGGAGUAGUCUUGCUGCACAAGAACAGCUUGAGCAAGUUUUAACCAUGCUGAAUGUUAACUUGGACCCUCCUCUGGACAAAGUUAUCAAUAACUGCAGGAAUAUAUGCAAUAUCACAACUUUGGAUGAGGACAUGGUGAAAACUAGGGCCAAGGUCCUAAGAAGCAUUUAUGAGUUUCUUAGUACAGAGAAGAGGGAAUUCCGCUUUCAGCUUCGAGGAGUUUCUUUUGUAAUGGUGGAAGAAGGUUGGAAGCUCCUUAAGCCUGAGGAGGUGGUAAUAAACCUGGAGUAUGAAUCUGAUUUUAAACCUUACCUUUACAAACUUCCUUUAGAACUUGGUACUUUCCAUCAGUUAUUUAAACAUUUGGGUACUGAAGACAUUAUUUCAACAAAGCAAUAUGUUGAAGUUCUAGGUCGCAUAUAUAAGAGCUCGGAAGGAAAGCAGUUGGAUCCUAAUGAAAUGCGCACAGUUAAACGAGUAGUUUCAGGCCUGUUCAAAAGUCUUCAGAAUGAUUCUGUAAAGGUUAGGAAUGACCUUGAGAAUAUGAGAGAUUUUGCCCUUUACCUCCCCAGUCAAGACGGUAGGUUGGUAAAGUCUAGUAUCUUAGUUUUUGAUGAUGCACCCCACUACAAAAGCCGAAUCCAAGGUAACAUUGGUGUGCAGAUGCUUGUUGAUCUUAGCCAGUGUUACUUAGGCAAAGACCAUGGCUUUCACACUAAAUUGAUAAUGUUAUUCCCUCAGAAACUGAGGCCUCGCUUACUUAGCAGUAUACUUGAAGAACAGUUAGAUGAGGAGUCUCCUAAAAUUUGUCAGUUUGGAGCGUUAUGUUCUUUGCAGGGAAGGUUACAGUUACUGUUGUCUUCGGAGCAAUUCAUCACAGGACUCAUUAGGAUUAUGAAGCAUGAAAAUGACAAUGCUUUUCUGGCUAACGAAGAAAAAGCAAUAAGACUUUGCAAAGCUUUGCGAGAAGGUUUGAAAGUUUCCUGUUUUGAGAAGUUGCAAACAACAUUAAGAGUUAAAGGGUUUGCUCCUAUUCCCCACAGCAAAAGUGAAACAUUUGCUUUCUUGAAGAGAUAUGGAAAUGCAGUAAUAUUGCUUUACAUACAGCAUUCUGACAGCAAGGACAUAAAUUUCCUCUUAGCAUUAGCCAUGACCUUAAAAUCUGCAACUGACAACCUGAUUUCUGAUACCUCAUAUUUAAUUGCCAUGCUGGGUUGUAACGAUAUUUAUCGGAUCAGUGAGAAGCUUGACAGCUUAGGAGUGAAGUAUGACUCUUCUGAGCCAUCAAAACUUGAACUACCAACACCUGGCACUCCUAUACCAGCUGAAAUUCACUAUACACUUCUAAUGGAUCCAAUGAAUGUAUUUUAUCCUGGUGAAUAUGUUGGUUACCUUGUUGAUUCUGAAGGUGGUGAUAUAUAUGGAUCAUAUCAGCCUACUUAUACCUAUGCAAUCAUCGUGCAAGAAGUAGAAAGAGAAGAUGAUGAAAGCCCCAGUUUUCUAGGGAAGAUUUACCAGAUUGAUAUUGGAUAUAGUGAGUAUAAAAUAGUGAGCUCCCUUGACUUGUACAAGUUUUCCAGACCAGAGGAAAGUUCUCAAGGCAGGGAUAGCACACCUUCUACCCCAACCAGUCCUACAGAAUUUCCAGCACAUGGACCAAGGGCAAUUCCACCUAUCUUCACUGGAAGAGAGAGCCACAAAACAAUGUCCUCAAAACACCACUCUCCAAAAAAGAUAAAGUCAAACUCGUUGCCAGAAAUAUUAAGAGAAGUGACAUCUGUGAUUGAACAGGCUUGGAAGCUUCCAGAAUCUGAAAGAAAAAAGAUUAUUAGGAGGCUGUACCUUAAAUGGCAUCCAGAUAAAAAUGCAGAGAAUCUUGAUAUAGCUAAUGAGGUUUUCAAACAUUUACAGAAUGAGAUUAACAGGAUGGAAAAACAAGCCUUUAUGGAUCAAAAUAUGGACAGAGCCUCAAGGAGACCUUUUUCAUCUUCCGCUUCUCGAUUUCAGUCAGAUAAAUUUUCAUUUCAGAGAUUUUACACUUCGUGGAAUCAGGAAGCAACAAGCCACAAAUCUGAAAGGCAACAGUAUAAAGAAAAGUGUCCCUCCUCCACAGGGCCGUCUCACUCACAACGCUUUUUUGUCCCACCUACGUUCAGGUCUGUUGGCAAUCCUGUGGAGGCACGUCGAUGGCUUAGGCAGGCCCGAGCCAACUUUUCAGCUGCACGAAAUGACCUUCAUAAAAAUGCCAAUGAAUGGGUGUGCUUUAAGUGCUACCUUUCUACUAAACUAGCCUUGAUUGCAGCUGACUACGCUGUGAAGGGAAAGUCAGACAAAGAUGUAAAACCAGCAGCCCUUGCACAAAAAAUAGAGGAGUACAGUCAGCAACUUGAAGGACUUUCAAAUGAUGUUCAGACGUUGGAGGCUUAUGGAGUAGAUAGCUUAAAAACUAGGUAUCCUGACUUACUUCCUUUUCCACAGAUUCCCAAUGAUAGGUUUACUUCAGAAGUUGCUAUGAGAGUGAUGGAAUGUACUGCUUGUAUCAUAAUUAAACUUGAAAACUUCAUACAACAAAAAGUAUAAAUGAUUUGAAGAGGUUAGGGAACUGUUUUGUCAAGAGUUUAGGUGUUUCACGUGAUGGGAUACAAAUGGAAUUGUGCAGAUCAUGGAAUGUCCAAGAGGUUAAACGGUGCCAAGCAGUUUGGAAGCGUAGUGCACAAAGGUGGAUGGUACCAAGGUACUUAAAACUGAAAUUUACUUAAGUGGGAUUUUUUUCUUAACUGAGCCUGCUGUUAAGCAAACUGUAAAACCUGAACAUUUUUUAGAAUUUGCAAGGAAAUUGAGCUGCAAAAAUUAGAUGUAUGCACAACAUGAUUAAUUGGCAUAUUAUUGAACUGCACUUUAUAUAACCAAAGCUUAGCUUUCUGUUAAAUGAAGCCUGUAAUUAUAAAUCCUUAUUAGACUUAUUUCAUUUAAUGUAAUGUUUCUGAAAGGGUAAUAUCAGUUUUCAAUGUACUAAUCUUAAGACUGGACAUACAAUGAAAUGGGAGAUGGGGUGGAAGUUAAAAUAACUUUGGAGGUGUUGCUCCAAAGCAUAUCUGUAUUCUUUUGUGUUCUGUGGACAUUCAUGUCACUCCUAGUAGUACUCUUAUCAGCUGGAUCUGAUUAUAAAUUUGCUGCAGCAUCACACUGUAAACAUUUGAAGGAUAGUUUAGUACCUGUAAACUUGUACAGUUAUUUUAAUGCUGAAUAAUGAUACUUGAUUUAACAUGCCACAUCAUGUCAUGCAUUGAUUGCAUUUAUUGUAAAAUAAUGAAUUAUUUAAUUUACUUUUUUUUUUUAGAGCCUGUCAUCUUUUGUUUAAUGAAAAAGCAUGUGGAUGAUAUGAAAUCUGUGAACAUUAUUAUAUGGUGUUUUAUGAUUUGUUUUGGAACAUCAAAAUUCAGUUUUCAGAUGCCUAAAUGCUUUAGAUCCUUUUUUUCCCCCCCGUGUGUGUGCGUUUGUGUGUGUACAUAUAUAUAUUUUUUUCCACAUCAUUGGUAAUAGUACAAUUCAGCAACUUAUUUUUGGUGGACACAGAGCACUGUGUUUUGUUACAUGUUCAAAGGUGCUGCAAUGUAAUGCUGGUUUUAUUUUGUUAUUCACUACAGCCCUCGAGAAAUCUGAUUAUUAGUUCACACUCUUUCUUUUAUAGUUUGUAAUACUUUUGGUAAUGUCAUGCAGUAUGUUCAACAUUAGCUUUUUGUAAAAAAUAAAAUUAAAAAAUAAAAAAAUGGAAGGAUAAUGCAAAAGGAAGGAUUUUUCUUUGCUGGAUCAGCCACAUUAAACAUAAAUGUCAAACAUUUUCCUGUGGCAUGCUGUUAUACUUGUCUACUUGACAGCACAGUGAAACUGCAAUUUAACUUACAGAAUACAAAGGAAAAUAAACAGCAAGCUUGCAGGGCUGAUGCAGCUGUGAUAGUGUUGUAAUACAAAAAUAAAAAAUCACAAUGAGGUCUGCCUCAGUUUUGAGUAAAUUAUAAAGGCCUUGUUCUUGAAGAAAUGUGACAUUUGGAAAAUGAUACUGCUUCUGAUUGUGGGCCCUAUUAUUAUUAUUUCUGCUAUUAAAUUAAGUGCCAUAAAUUUAAUAAAGAAAAACGCAAACAUAUAUUUCAGUUCAAUGUCUUUUGGGUUUAUAAUGUAAGCUAACUUUACCUAUUAUUUGAAGCUUUUAUAUAGGUAAAUACAGAAUCUUUUUUUUAAUGGAUUCUAAAUAAUUAUACAAAUAUUGAAAUACUAUUGAAAAGGAAACUUUUUUUUUUUUUUUCAAUGACAAAUGUUUGCAGUUUUCUCAACGAAAUUGUACAUUUUGCUGAUUUUUUGCAAUAAAUAGCAUGUAAGUAAAACACAAA